AAGAAUUGUUUUAAAAAAUUAGUGCUGAAUAGCUUGGAAAAAGAGGGAGAUAUUUGUCCAACAGGAUAGGACUCUGUUCAUCUUUGUGAAACUAACCCAUUUCAUAAAGUUGCAAUUGAAAAUACAUUUCAUAACUGUUCGGUGUUUGAAUAGCCAUUCAGAGAAUGAAUCACAUACACUGAAACGAAAAUCAUAGUAAUGUCAUAUACAAACAUGGAAGUUCUUUCUCUCCCCCUCACAUUCACCAAAUCUCAAACCUUUCUAUCUCUCAAACAACCAAAUCACCAUUUUCCAAUAAACAAUCUUUCUUCUUCUUCUUUUUCUUCUUCUUCUUCUUCCAUUUCAUGUAAUUCCUCUUUUACCAGAAUCGCAGCAACGAAUGCCCAACCAUCAAUUUCACAAACUGAUAAGUUGUUUCCUGCGGGAAAUUCAAAGCAUUGGAUUGUCAGAAUGGAUAAGCCCGCUGUUGGUGUUGUUAGCAAAGCUCAGAUUGUUGAUCAUUAUGCUCAAAUUUUGACUAAGGUUACGGGAAAUGAAAAAUAUGCACAGAUGUCUUUAUAUCAUGUUUCUUGGAAAACCAACUUUGGCUUUUGUUGUGAAAUUGAUGAGGACCGUGCACAUGAGUUAGCUGGUGUGCCUGGUGUUUUGUCGGUUCAGCCAGACCACAAUUUUGACUCUGAAAAUAAGAAUUAUGAAGGUAGAAACUUGGAAAAUAGACUCAAUGUGCCUAAUUCUUUGGAAGGAACUCAAGAAACUUCAGUGAAAACAAAGAAACUUUUUGUGACAGGGCUAUCAUUUUAUACAUCUGAGAAAACCUUACGUGCUGCAUUUGAAGGCUUUGGUGAGCUUGUUGAAGUUAAAGUUAUCAUAGAUAAAAUUUCAAAAAGAUCCAAGGGUUAUGCAUUUAUUGAAUAUACCACAGAAGAGGCUGCAAGUGCAGCACUCAAAGAGAUGAAUGGCAAGAUUAUUAAUGGCUGGAUGAUAGUGGUAGAUGUUGCCAAGCCUACCCCGCCAAGAUACGACAAGGGUCGCACCAGACCAUCUGCUUGAUAAGAAAAACAAAGUCUGGCAAGACAACAAUGCAAGCAGGUAUGUUACGCUGCCAAAGUAUUCUCAGAAGUUUUCGGUAGUUAUUACUACAUAUGAUCCAGGAAGCGAACAUAUUUGCCAGGUUUCCUACUGGUUGUGUGAAAUUAUGCAUGCUGCAAUGGACAGAUUAGCGAUAUUGUAGCCUCCCAUGGCAUGACAGCUGGCCUUGUGUUACAGUACUGAAAAGAUGAGAGAAGUUUGAGGGUUUGGAUCCUUAUUGUUAUGCCUUUGGACAUUAGAGAAAUCAGUUGAAAUUUUAACACAAUGUUGGUUGAGAAUAGGUGUUUCAAGAAAGUAAAACCUAGCAAACAGUCUAAAUUUCCAUAUUCUUUGCUUAGUCGUUAUGUAUGCUUAAAUGGGAAUUGUGAAAAGGGUCACAUAUGUUGGUGCUACUAACAAGAAUCCUGUGAAUAAACUCUGCUACUGUGUAAACAAUACACAAUCAUAUUCUCUUAAAUCUUACAGAUGUAAUCAUUGCAAUAAUAAAUUUCUAACUUCCUGUGGCUA
Molecule: messenger RNA, 1596 nt
Organism: Lathyrus oleraceus (garden pea)
Lineage: Eukaryota; Viridiplantae; Streptophyta; Magnoliopsida; Fabales; Fabaceae
Product: organelle RRM domain-containing protein 1, chloroplastic
Exons: 8
Coding region: 199-1050 (283 amino acids)
Biological process (GO): mitochondrial mRNA modification; cytidine to uridine editing
Cellular component (GO): mitochondrion
Molecular function (GO): RNA binding
Source: RefSeq, a predicted model, not a curated record